Molecule: messenger RNA, 753 nt
Organism: Dibothriocephalus latus
Lineage: Eukaryota; Metazoa; Platyhelminthes; Cestoda; Diphyllobothriidea; Diphyllobothriidae
Source: the annotation of a GenBank genome assembly
AUGGCUAGCCUCCGCAACUACAGCGAAUUCUUCAGCACUCUUGUCGGCUUCUUCCUUAUCGAUGACUACCUCUGCCACACGAUGCCUGGCGCUGGGUCCAGCUACCAGACCUACCUCAACGACCUGUGGGCCAACGUGGUGCCCAAGCUGGUGCAGUUUGCCACGAAGAACGCUGAGGGCUGCAAAACCAACAGCGAGCUGCUCUGUCUCAAGCACUACAGUGUCCUGUUUGAGUAUACAAUGGCCAACCUGGGAUUCCACACUGCCGGCCUAGCUGAAAUGCUGGAGCUCAUUCGGAAACAGUAUAGUGCCCUGCUCAUUGGUCAGUGGCGCGACAAAAUCAAGGCGAUCGUGGCUGAUGAUAACUACACAGCCAUCACACUGAACAGCUCCAAAGACCUCGUUCCCCCACUGAGUACCUACCUCGCCUGCUGCAGUCCCGAAUUCUCUGCUCGGGCCUAUCCGCGGACUCUCGCCUUUUCCCCCAUGGUACCUAAACUUUUUAUGGCCAUCCGCGACUACAUCGAUGCCAGCCUCCUCUUUGUGGAGAAUGUUGACUUGUCCUGGACGGAGCUGGAGGAUACGCUCAGUCGGUCCACAAAUUCCCUCUUUACGGACUGUCUGGAUGGCGUCAUCAACCGGCUGAUCACGGACGCCGAAAAGGACCUGAUCCGUCUAAUUCAGCUGACCAUUAAUCUCACUGAGCUGGAGUCGGCCUGCGAACAUUUGCAGGCUUACCUACACGAGCACGCC